UACAACAUGCAGGCACACACACCACCAUCACAACCACCACUACACUCCUAUCAGAGUGUUCCUGUGAAGCUCACUCAUCGCAGUAUUUCAAAGAAGUCCUUGUCCUACCCUUGCGCUUUUAAAAUUACCAAUUAGCUGUCUGUGAAGCGGUUACUCUAAACCAGGAUGUCCUCUACCCCGGAGAUCUCCUCCCCCCUUCUAUUCACAACACUACCCACGGUCCACUCAGCCACACCUGUAUUCUUAUCAACGGAGCCCAAUGUUACUGCUUGCGAGGAGUGGGAGCAGAGCCACCAUCUUCUUUUUCACUUGGGGAACGUGUCUCUUCUGCUGGGCCUGGUCAUCCCCACCACGCUCGGUCUGCACAUGAUCCUGCUUCGUCUUCUUCUAGCAACAGGAUGUCUCUUCUUCAUUGCUUGGGCAACAUUGUACAGGUGUAACAUGGACGUGAUGGUUUGGAAUGUGGUUUUCCUGGUGAUCAACUUCAUGCACUUGUUGUUUCUCUUGUACAAACGUAGACCGAUUAAAAUCGACAGGGACCUGAGGUUGGUGUAUAGGAGGAUGUUUGAGCCCCUACACGUGAAUGAGACUCUAUUUCGGAGGCUCACAGGCCAGUUCUGCACCAUAGAGACCAUUAAGAAAGGACAGGCUUAUGCAGCAGAGGACAAAACUUCUGUGGACGAACGACUCAGCAUUCUGCUCCAGGGAAAGAUGAAAGUGUCUUAUCGUGGCCAUUUUCUUCACAACAUCCAUCCCAAUGCGUUUAUUGACUCCCCAGAGUUUCGAUCAACUUUAAUGCACAGGGGAGAGAAAUUUCAGGUCACCAUUAUGGCAGAAGACAACUGUAAAUAUCUAUGCUGGUCUCGAGAGAGACUCACCUACUUCUUGGAGGCAGAUACAUUCCUUAAUGAGGUGUUCAGAUACCUUAUAGGGAAAGACAUUACCAACAAGUUGUAUUCUCUCAAUGACCCCACACUCAGCGACAAGGCAGUGAAAAAGAUGGAUCGUCAGCCCAGUCUUUGCUCCCAGCUAUCGAUGAUGCAAAUGCGGAACAGCAUGGCCAGCACCAGUGACAGUGAUGAUGUUCUUAAUCAGAUCCUGAGAGGAGGAUCUGGUGGCUCUUCUCUCCAAAAAUCUCCGUCUGUCAAACCCUCUUCAAAAAUGAAGCCGAUUGAGGAAGGUAUGGAAGAUGAUGUUUUUCUCGAUUCUCCUAUCUCCACGGCCUGCCGUCCAUCCAUCACAUCCACUGAGGACGUCUAACCAUGGAAAAGAGACAAAACAACAUCCAACCAAAAUUCCACGAUCAAUGCCAAGAAAAAGUACAAAAGAUGAAACAUUUAUAUUAGACCAGUAAUAUUUUUUUGUAACAUACUGUCGUAUGCUGGUAUGUAUUUGAAAUAUCUGUUUGCUCUCUUCUUUAUGUUCUUGAUAAUUUACUUUUUAUUGGUAAUAAUGUUUGCAACUUUUAGGUGCCUGUCCACCCGUCAAGAAUGAGAAUAAACAACCAAUUAUAAAAAUGUGUCACAUACCAAGCCAAUCAUUUUUUCUGCAGGACUAUGGAUUUGUCCGAUCAGUUAAAAAUGUAAUAUCGGCAUUAACGCAAAACCCAUUUGAUGCCGUUAAUUCUUUUUUUUAAUGUGUGAUUAAUUAACUGCUGUCAGUUCUUUCACCCUACAUUUUUUUCAACGAGGCGGCCAGGCCACUUUAUACUGCAGACAGUGGUGCAGAAAGUGUGGUUCUGUAGCACCCCCUGGUGUUGGGGAGAGAAAAAGUUGUGCUUUGGUAGAUUCUUUUUUUUGUGAUGUUGUUAAAAAUAAAUCAAUAAAACAUAUUGAAACAGUUGCGUAUUUAACUUGGGAAUUUAAUACAAUAUAUAUGUUGAAAAUAACAGUAUAUAUGUUGUUAAUAACAUGGUCACCACCUGACACCGUGCUUGCUACCUAGGUCACGUUGAAUAAGGGGUUAUUGGUACGGAAUAGUUAACUGUUGACUGAGGAGGCGUGAAAGCAACACUAGGUGACUUACAACCUUUAUAGAAUAUUUUCAUAACAUUUGUGAUGAUAUG
Molecule: messenger RNA, 2065 nt
Organism: Corythoichthys intestinalis (scribbled pipefish)
Lineage: Eukaryota; Metazoa; Chordata; Actinopteri; Syngnathiformes; Syngnathidae
Gene: popdc1
Product: blood vessel epicardial substance
Exons: 8
Coding region: 166-1260 (364 amino acids)
Biological process (GO): regulation of membrane potential; skeletal muscle tissue development; heart development
Cellular component (GO): sarcolemma
Molecular function (GO): cAMP binding
Source: RefSeq, a predicted model, not a curated record